Messenger RNA from Mesoplodon densirostris (Blainville's beaked whale), 4754 nucleotides. It is a transcript of the gene BMPR2, whose product is annotated as bone morphogenetic protein receptor type 2. Gene Ontology annotation, molecular function: ATP binding; transforming growth factor beta receptor activity. Gene Ontology annotation, biological process: cellular response to growth factor stimulus; BMP signaling pathway; protein phosphorylation. The transcript is spliced from 13 exons. Lineage: Eukaryota; Metazoa; Chordata; Mammalia; Artiodactyla; Ziphiidae. Gene Ontology annotation, cellular component: plasma membrane; signaling receptor complex. Bases 1231 to 4377 code for a protein of 1048 amino acids. The record is from RefSeq and is a predicted model, not a curated record.
CUGCACCACGGGCCCGAGACAGACUGGGCCGGGAAGAGCCGGAGACGGAGGAGGAGGCGGAGGCGGCGGCGGAGGCGGGGCGACUCCGGUGACCGGGAGCGCCGCAGACUGGCAGCUGCGGCGACUCCCCCCUUUGUGUCUGGUCUGCCCGGAGCCGCUGGAAGUGCUUCCCGGAGGGGCGCGGGGUGUCUCGCCGCCUUGCUGCCCACCCCCUCCCCAGCCACCUACAUCCGCCCUCCCGGCGCCCCCCACCCUCGGCCCGCGACGCCCGAGCUCCGCCCGGAGCCUAGAGCUGCGGGAAAGCUAGGAGGCGGCGGCGGCGGCGGCUUCCUCGGGAGGGGGGGGUUGUGAUUCGCUCAGAGGAGCCAUUGACGGGAGAAGACAAGGCUUUCACAGUGGAAUUUACCUCAGGCAAGAUGGAGCGGCAGCAAUAAAAAAGAGAAAGAGAGAGGAGCGCACCCGGGAGAGCUAGAAAGGGCCAGCCUCCCGGCACCUCCCCUCCGCCCGCUGUCUCGGGGAGCUCGGGGCCCAGCCUGAGGACCCGUCCCCUCCCCCGCUUCCCACCGCCCCUCAGCCCUCCCGCCGGGACCUGCCGGACCCUCGUAGGAUUGUUCCGCGAAGGCGUGAAGGCCGUGGGUUUGUCCAUGGAGGCCAGCACCUUUUAUGAUCCAGUCGAGGAAGAGGAUUUGCUUUGCUCGAGAUCGGAGUAAGGGAAGCACCGAAACGAAACUUAAAAGGAAUCUUGCCCUCCCGGAGCACAGGCGAUGCGCCUCGGGCCGCCGGGCGCCGCCGCCGCCGCCCGCCCGGUUUCGCCCUUCCCGGCAGUCGGGAACUUGUGCUGAUCCUCGGCGCCCCUCGAAUCCCCGCUCCCCACCCCUCUGCACCCUGGAUAUGUUUUCUCCCAGACCUGGAUAUUUUUUUGAUAUCGUGAAACUACGAGGGAAAUAACUGCGGGGCUUUCUUCUUGUCUCCCUGCUUCUCCCCACAGACAUGCCUUCACUUUGGGGGGCCGAGGCACCCUGUCCUGGGCGAACCAACACCCGCAGCCGCAAGGGAGAGAAAUGAAGGGAAUUUCGGCAGCGGAAUGAAAGCUCUGCAGCUCGGUCCUCUCAUCUGCCAUUUGUCCUUUCAAACUGCAUUGUAAUACGGGCCGGAUAAGUCCGACGAGAGCUAGGACUAGCCUCCCGGCCGCGUUUCUCCGCCCUCGUUCACUUUCCGUAUUUCUUUUCUAUGCUCUCCUGCUUCUUGGCUGGCCCAGGGAUGACUUCGUCGAUGCGGCGGCUCCGGCGGGUGCCCUCGCUGCUGUGGACAGUCCUGCUGGUCAGCGCUGCGGCCGCUUCUCAGAAUCAAGAACGUCUUUGUGCAUUUAAAGAUCCAUAUCAACAAGACCUUGGGAUAGGUGAGAGUCGAAUCUCUCAUGAAAACGGAACAAUAUUAUGCUCAAAAGGUAGCACCUGCUACGGCCUUUGGGAGAAAUCAAAAGGGGACAUAAAUCUGGUAAAACAAGGAUGUUGGUCUCACAUUGGAGAUCCCCAGGAGUGUCACUACGAAGAAUGUGUAGUAACUACCACUCCACCCUCAAUUCAGAAUGGAACAUACCGUUUCUGCUGUUGUAGCACAGACUUGUGUAAUGUCAACUUUACUGAGAAUUUUCCACCUCCAGACACAACACCACUCAGUCCACCUCAUUCAUUUAACCGAGAUGAGACAAUAAUCAUUGCUUUGGCAUCAGUCUCUGUAUUAGCUGUUUUGAUAGUUGCCUUAUGCUUUGGAUACAGGAUGCUGACAGGAGACCGUAAACAAGGUCUUCACAGUAUGAACAUGAUGGAGGCAGCAGCAUCAGAGCCCUCUCUUGACCUAGAUAAUCUGAAACUGUUGGAGCUGAUUGGCCGGGGUCGAUAUGGAGCCGUAUAUAAAGGUUCCUUAGAUGAACGUCCAGUUGCUGUAAAAGUGUUUUCCUUUGCAAACCGUCAGAAUUUUAUCAAUGAGAAGAACAUUUACAGAGUGCCUUUGAUGGAACAUGACAACAUUGCUCGCUUUAUAGUUGGAGAUGAGAGAGUCACUGCAGAUGGACGCAUGGAGUAUUUGCUUGUGAUGGAAUAUUAUCCCAAUGGAUCUCUAUGCAAGUAUUUAAGUCUCCAUACAAGUGACUGGGUAAGCUCUUGCCGUCUGGCUCAUUCUGUGACUAGGGGACUGGCUUAUCUUCAUACAGAAUUACCACGAGGAGAUCACUAUAAACCUGCAAUUUCCCAUCGAGAUUUAAAUAGCAGAAAUGUUCUGGUGAAAAAUGAUGGAACCUGUGUUAUUAGUGACUUUGGGUUGUCCAUGAAGCUGACUGGAAAUAGACUGGUGCGCCCAGGGGAGGAAGAUAAUGCAGCCAUAAGUGAGGUUGGCACAAUCAGAUAUAUGGCACCAGAAGUUCUAGAAGGAGCCGUGAACCUGAGGGACUGUGAAUCAGCUUUGAAGCAAGUAGAUAUGUAUGCACUUGGACUAAUUUAUUGGGAGAUAUUUAUGAGAUGUACAGACCUCUUCCCAGGUGAAUCUGUACCAGAAUACCAGAUGGCUUUUCAGACAGAGGUUGGAAACCAUCCCACUUUUGAAGAUAUGCAGGUUCUGGUGUCUAGGGAAAAACAGAGACCCAAGUUCCCAGAAGCGUGGAAAGAAAAUAGCCUGGCAGUGAGGUCACUCAAGGAGACAAUCGAAGACUGUUGGGACCAGGAUGCAGAGGCUCGGCUUACCGCACAGUGUGCUGAGGAGAGGAUGGCUGAACUUAUGAUGAUAUGGGAAAGAAACAAAUCUGUGAGCCCAACAGUCAAUCCAAUGUCUACUGCUAUGCAGAAUGAGCGCAACCUGUCACACAACAGGCGUGUGCCAAAGAUUGGCCCUUAUCCAGAUUAUUCUUCUUCCUCAUACAUUGAAGACUCUAUCCAUCACACUGACAGCAUUGUGAAGAAUAUUUCCUCUGAGCAUUCGAUGUCCAGCACUCCUUUGACUAUAGGGGAAAAGAACCGAAACUCGAUUAACUAUGAACGGCAGCAAGCACAAGCUCGAAUCCCCAGCCCUGAAACAAGCGUCACCAGCCUGUCUACCAACACUACAACCACAAACACCACUGGCCUCACUCCAAGCACCGGCAUGACCACUAUAUCUGAGAUGCCAUACCCAGAUGAAACAAAUCUGCAUGCUACAAAUGUUUCACAGACAAUCGGGCCAACCCCUGUCUGCUUACAGCUGACAGAAGAAGACUUGGAGACCAACAAGCUGGACCCAAAAGAAGUUGAUAAAAACCUCAAGGAAAGUUCUGAUGAGAAUCUCAUGGAGCAUUCUCUUAAACAGUUCAGUGGGCCAGACCCCCUGAGCAGUACCAGUUCUAGCUUGCUUUACCCCCUCAUAAAGCUUGCGGUGGAAGUGACUGGGCAGCAGGAUUUCACACAGGCUGCAAAUGGCCAAGCAUGUUUAAUUCCUGAUGUCCCACCUGCUCAGAUCUAUCCUCUCCCCAAGCAACAGAACCUUCCUAAGAGACCUACUAGUUUGCCUUUAAACACCAAAAAUUCAACAAAGGAGCCCCGGCUGAAAUUUGGCAGCAAGCACAAAUCAAACUUGAAACAGGUAGAAACUGGAGUUGCCAAGAUGAAUACAAUCAAUGCUGCAGAACCUCAUGUGGUGACGGUCACCAUGAAUGGUGUGGCAGGUAGAAACCACAACGUUAACUCCCAUGCUGCCACUACCCAGUAUGCCAAUGGGGUAGUACCAUCUGGCCAGACAGCUAACACAGUGGCACAUAGAGCCCAAGAAAUGCUGCAGAAUCAGUUCAUUGGUGAGGACACCCGGCUGAAUAUUAAUUCCAGUCCUGAUGAGCAUGAACCUUUACUGAGACGAGAGCAACAGGCUGGCCAUGAUGAAGGUGUUCUGGAUCGUCUUGUGGACAGGAGGGAACGGCCACUGGAAGGCGGCCGAACUAAUUCCAAUAACAACAACAGCAAUCCAUGUUCAGAGCAAGAUGUUCUUACACAGGGUGUUCCAAGCACAAUAGCAGACCCUGGACCAUCAAAGCCUAGAAGAGCACAGAGGCCUAAUUCUCUGGAUCUUUCAGCCACAAAUGUCCUUGAUGACAGCAGUUUGCAGUUAGGUGAGUCAACACAAGAUGGCAAAUCAGGAUCUGGUGAAAAAAUCAAGAAACGUGUGAAAACUCCCUAUUCUCUUAAACGGUGGCGCCCGUCCACCUGGGUCAUCUCCACUGAACCACUGGACUGUGAGGUCAACAACAAUGGCAAAGACAGGGCAGUUCAUUCCAAAUCCAGCACCGCUGUUUACCUUGCAGAAGGAGGCACUGCCACAACCAUGGUGUCAAAAGAUAUAGGAAUGAACUGUCUGUGAAAUGUUUCCAAGCCUAUGGAGUGAAAUUAUUUUUUGCAUCAUUUAAACAUGCAGAAGACAUUAAAAAAAAAAACUGCUUUAUUCUCCUGUCAGUACCCCCUCCCACCCCUGCAACAAGGACUUGCUUUAAAUAGAUUUCAGCUAUGCAGAAAAAUUUAGCUUAUGCUUCCAUAUUUUUUAAUUUUGUUUUUUUUUAAGUUUUGCACUUUUGUUUAGUCUCGCUAAAGUUAUAUUGUCUUUUAUGACCACAGAAUUAUAUGUGUGUGUAUCAAAAGUGGUCUCAAAAUAUUUUUUUAAGAAAAAAAAGCAAAAACAAUGUAUUGCUGAUAAUCAGUUUGGACCAGUUUCUAAAGGUCAUUAAAUCAGAAACAAAUUAA